This is a messenger RNA of Microdochium trichocladiopsis, 541 nucleotides long. RefSeq lists its product as uncharacterized. The transcript has a single exon. The record is from RefSeq and is a predicted model, not a curated record. Lineage: Eukaryota; Fungi; Ascomycota; Sordariomycetes; Xylariales; Microdochiaceae. Bases 87 to 290 code for a protein of 67 amino acids.
CCACAGCACGCCACGUGGAGGUGAACCUCCUGCACAGGGUCGCUGCAACGUACAACCCAGCACGACAUAGAAAGAACCUUCCCACGAUGAGUCCUUGCAUUAUACAACUCCGAGUGGCUAAACUGUCAACACACAAACCCUCUGAUCUCUGUCGAGGCUCGAUCGAGAAUGAGCGCGCUCCCCAUUGCACCGAGUCUCAGGCUUCCCCUCACCAAGGUGGGGACACUCAUGGCUGUAUGACGAUAUCUCCAGACAGUCCACGCAAGUCAACGACAGAAUCCGGGGGCUAAUAUCAUCGGGCCAAAUAGCACCAGAUCCACCAUGAAGGAAUGGCCGCCCCAGCCUCGUGCUCACAAGACGGACUUGCGGGCAGGAGUUGCCGGCUGAUUGCAGAGAGGCGGGACGGAGGUGACCGGGUCGCCGGUAGAAUUGCACCGUAGCGUCUCCAGGAUGCGGGGGAGAUGCUGUCACUGAGCGAGGCACCACGGCGCGCCGCACCGGAGGGAGAUACAGUAGUAUCUUACCCCCACCCGGGAGCUCC